CGGAGUAAAUGUCGGCGGAGCAAUCGUCGGCGGAGCAUGUGUCAUGGAACCAAAAAUACGCCGUAAACGCAGCGUUAUCCAGCCGGGGGAAGCCCCGGGUUGAUCAUCCCAAUUAUACUGGACGUAGACAAGAAGAGAGCGCAACUGAAGGUUUGCUUACUGAGUUCACCUUAAAAAUUCGGAAUAUUUACCUAUCAUAAUGAAUAGAUCACGAUACCUGGCAUCAGCUUUAAGUUUAAGAUGUAACUCGAGACAUUUCGCGUCAUCACGGGGUAAAAUGGAUUUUCGAGAGAAAAUGCUGUGGUCAAAAUUAAAAUCAACUUUUCGUGAUUCGCCACCAGCACCAUCGCCAGCAUCAUCGGCAGCAGCACCAAAACACUUCUUGAACUUGAAUAUCAUUGGUACAACACGGUACCCCAAGCUCUAUUCAACUUCAUGUUCAAGUUUAAGAUGUUCUCACCAGAGAUUGUGUCCAUAUCUAGUCCCACGAAGACCACAGCAAUUUCAUCAGGAUCAGAGGAGAACUUGUCAUUCGUGGACUAGCUCAUUCAGUGAAAGAGAAACGGUGUCUGGUGCAGUUACUAAACUGAUGGAGAAAUUUGAAAAAGAAGAUAUUCCAGAAUCUGAUGUAUCUGCUGAGUAUAUUGUUGCUCAUGUCUUGGGAGUUAGGCAGCUUUCAGAGUUUGCAAGAAUAGACCAGUCAAGGAUCCUGUCGACUGAGGAGAGAAGUAGAGUCAUGGAAUUAGCCAGUCAGAAAUUGGCAAGAGUACCGAUGCAGUAUAUUCUAGGAGAGUGGGAUUUCCGUGACCUCACACUGAAGAUGAAGGCCCCUGUCUUUAUACCUAGACCGGAGACAGAAAUGUUGGUAGAUCUGCUAGUUAGUUAUUACGAAGAGGAUGAUGAACUUGAUAUUCUUGAAGUUGGUUGCGGUUCCGGUGCCAUUGGUCUCUCACUCCUCCAUGAAUUUCAGAAGGCACACGUAACAGCAUUAGAUGCAAGCAGGGAUGCUGUGAUGCUAACACAGGAAAAUGCCUCUAGACUUGGUGUUAGUAAUCGUCUCAGCGUUCAUCAUACUACCCUGACUGAUGAGAGUCCUCUACGUAUUCAUUCCAAGUACGGUACGAGAUAUGAUGUCAUUGUCAGCAAUCCACCUUACCUAUUUACGCGGGAUAUGGAUGAUCUCGGCCCAGAAAUCUUAAGGAAUGAAGACCCGAUGGCUCUUGACGCAGGUGCUGAAGGUAUGGAUGUCAUCAAGGCAAUCGUCAAACAUGCCAGGUUUCUUCUCAAACCGCGUGGGUUUAUAUGGCUAGAGACAGACACCAGACAUCAUCAGAUGAUACAGGAAUGGCUUGUAGAGCAUCCAGCAUUCUCUGUUCAGUUCAACGACAGUUUCUUGGACUUUACAGACAGAACAAGAUUUUGUCAGCUACAGUAUGCUCCAUGACGUAGAGAUAUCACCCAGCAUGUGAGCAUGGUAUAGGAGAAGACGAGAUGUGACCUUAUGCUCCUCAAGACUUGCAGAUGUUAUAUGGAAGAUACAUGUCCUCCUAGUAGUCGGAGAAAGAAACAAGUUCUCACCACCAAGUCCAAGUGAAAACAGAGAACUCACGAAAGAUAAAUCUUUGGAACCAGAUCGACGAUUAUUUGCCAAUGAUGAUCCUCCCGAAAGGACAAAGUUAGAAGGGAACCGAUUUUAUAGAUGUCUGUAAGACCACAGGGAUAAGCCAGUUCACGGUUAGCUCGUAGAGGUAGUAUGUCAGAGGUCAAAUGAGACAGGAAAUGCGAAUUCAGCACGUGGACUUUGUACAUAUGCAUUUGGUACCACACAUUUGUUUACAAUCUCUCCCUGUGCGUUUCUUGAUUCUUAAGGGCAUCGUUUAACAUUGUUAAAUAUGAGAUGCAUGGCCCUACGUGUUAUCAGUGUCUUUGAUAUGGUGUAAU
Strongylocentrotus purpuratus (purple sea urchin) is the source of this 1941-nucleotide messenger RNA. RefSeq names its product MTRF1L release factor glutamine methyltransferase (gene hemk1). The transcript is spliced from 8 exons. The coding region runs from base 200 to 1444 and encodes 414 amino acids. Gene Ontology annotation, molecular function: protein methyltransferase activity; nucleic acid binding. The record is from RefSeq and is a predicted model, not a curated record. Lineage: Eukaryota; Metazoa; Echinodermata; Echinoidea; Camarodonta; Strongylocentrotidae. Gene Ontology annotation, biological process: protein methylation. Gene Ontology annotation, cellular component: mitochondrion.